Messenger RNA from Panicum virgatum (switchgrass), 974 nucleotides. RefSeq lists its product as uncharacterized. Bases 80 to 748 code for a protein of 222 amino acids. The record is from RefSeq and is a predicted model, not a curated record. Lineage: Eukaryota; Viridiplantae; Streptophyta; Magnoliopsida; Poales; Poaceae. The transcript has a single exon.
UUAUGCUUUUGAAAUCCUACUCACAUGACAAGCCAGCAGCCCAGGAGGUAGCCAAGUUCUUCUAUAUAAGUAAGGAGACAUGGCAACCUCUUCACCCUCAAGUCUUCGACACACACUCUCCAACUCCACGCAACUUCUCUCACCUUCUUUGUUCCUAGCAUUUGCCCAGUACUCAGUCGAGCUGGCAACCGAAAAGCUUGACAUCUUCGUCGGCGAUGCCGGCUCAUGCCUCGACGACAAAGGAGGCGACGAGGCGGUGACCAGCAGCAAGGCGGUGGUGGAGGAGCUCUACCGUGCGCUGGACCGCGGGGACGUGGACGCCGUGCGCCGGCUGCUGAACCCGGACGUGGACUGGUGGUUCCACGGCCCCCGCGCGCACCAGCACCUUGUGCUUAUGCGCCUGCUCACCGGCCGCCGCCGCGGUGGCGGCCUCCCGUUCAAGAUCCGGUCGCUGGACGCGUUCGGGGCGACCGUGCUGGCCGAGGGCACCGACGCGACGGGGGCGCUGUACUGGGUGCACGCGUGGACCGUGGGGCCCGGUGGCCGCGUCACCGAGGUGCGCGAGUACUGCAACACCGCGCUCGUCGUGACGAGGCUCGGUGGCGGUGGGGAUGCGGCGGCGCCGGCGGUUUCAGGAGCGGCGGCGACGACCGAGGAUGUGUGCUGCUCCAAGACCCGGCAGGUGUGGCAGAGCCGGCUGCCGGACAAGGCUCGGAGGAAUCUUCCUGGCCUCGUGCUUGCCAUCUGAGCUGAUCUGAUAGCUGAACUCCUGACGCAAACUGGCCUUGUGGCUUACAGAGUUCUGCUUUUGCAGACACUAGAAUACAGCUCCGUAUGAGAGCAGGUAUUAUAGAGCAGGCUGCCUUAUUUGGUUUGGCCCUAGAAGAAACUAGAAGACACCGAUUAUUAGGAGUGUUAAAUAAAGACAAUUUACAAAACCAAUUCCAGAACCCCUACGCUAAUCUAAUGAGUUA